Messenger RNA from Aureobasidium vineae, 7149 nucleotides. The record is from the annotation of a GenBank genome assembly. Lineage: Eukaryota; Fungi; Ascomycota; Dothideomycetes; Dothideales; Saccotheciaceae.
AUGGUCCAGCUAAGGCGAGCGAGGGGCCUACUUGGAGCUUUGCUCUUGUGCAGCUCGCGACUCGUACAGUCUCUAAGAUAUGACCCCAACGAGACAGACUGGAACCUCAACACCAACCAAGCAGCAACCAGUCCUCUGGACUACUCGGGAACAUGGCAGGACCAUACAUUUCAUCCAUCUCCUGAAAACUGGCGGUUUCCGUUCUAUACACUAUUUCUCGAUCGGUUCGUCAAUGGCGAUCCGUCCAACGACGACAUCAACGGCACACUCUUCGAGCAAGACAUCAUGGGCACUACAAUGCGCCAUGGAGGAGAUUUGGCAGGAUUGGUGGACACAUUGGAUUAUAUUCAAGGCAUGGGCAUCAAGUCAGAUGCCUACUCGCCCAUCGAUUUCACACUGCUCGAUCACCAUUUUGGCAAGAUCGCGGAGUGGAGAGCGGCAAUUGACGAGAUUCAUCGACGUGGAAUGUAUAUACUUCUUGACAACACUUUUUCAACUAUGGCUGAUCUCAUCGGCUUUGAUGGCUACCUCAACGUGUCUACACCUUUCCUCCCAGAUGAACACCAAGUCGUCUGGAAGACCGAGCGACAGUACCCUGACUUUGCGUUUGGCAACACUAAAACCUCAACAUGCGAAUUACCUCGUUUCUGGGACGAAAGUGGUAGUCUGGUACAGAAGGGAGCCAAUUCUGACAGCUUCUCUGCUACAUUUGACAAGCUCUCAUCGCUUUCAAGCUGUUACGACAGCGAUUUCGACCAGUACGGCGAUACUGAAGCCUUUGGUGUUUUCCCUGAUUGGCAAAGACAGCUCUCAAAAUUCGCAUCCGUGCAAGACAGAUUGCGCGAAUGGAAACCAUCGGUUCUAGAUAAACUCAAGCAUCUGCACUGCCUUACCAUCUCUAUGCUCGACAUAGAUGGCUUCCGUAUCGAUAAAUCCACACAAGCUACCGUGGAUGCAUUGGCAGACUUUAGCCAGUCGAUCCGUGAUUGUGCCCGAAACAACGGUAAAGAGAAUUUCCUUAUAGCUGGAGAGAUUACCGGAGGUAACAACUUUGGCUCUAUCUAUCUGGGCCGUGGUAGAGAACCCGGUCAGAAGAUUAACGACCUAGGAGACGCUGUGAAAACCAGUAACGACUCAGACGACAAACUCUUCCUGCGUGCAGCGGGCAAGAGUGCCCUCGAUGCUUCCGCUUUCCAUUACAGUGUAUACCGCCUCUUACAGCGCUUUCUGGGUAUGGAUGGCAAUCUGACAGUAGGCUAUGACAUCCCUCACAACUUUGUAGAUGGUUGGAAUCAGAUGCUGUUAACGAACGACCUUGUCAAUCCUAACACCGGGAAAUUCGAUCCUAGACAUAUGUACGGCACUUCGAACCAAGACGUCUUCCGCUGGCCGACUAUCAAAGACGGCACGCAAAAGAUGCUUCUUGGUUUAUUCAUGACCACUCUACAUAUGCCUGGUGUACCGCUGCUCAACUGGGGCGAAGAGCAAGCUCUUUACACACUUGAUAACACGGCUUCGAACUACGUGUUCGGACGUCAGCCUAUCUCAUCAUCGCUGGCAUGGCAAACACAUGGUUGCUACAAACUUGGCUCCGAUAUCUUCCACGACUUUCCCAUCGACGCAGGUGCCAUUGGCUGCAACGACGACAAUGUUUCUCAAGACCAUAGAGACCCCACACACCCCGUCCGAAACAUCAUCAAGGCGUUUUAUCAUCUCAGAACCAAGAACCCGAUUCUCAAUGACGGAUGGCUGUUGCAGUCCCUCUCAAACCAGACGCAUAAUGUCUACUUUCCAGGAUCGAACGGCACUGCCACUGAAUUUGGCAUGUGGAGUGUGAUGCGCAAUCAGUUCUUCAAUGGCGUGCAGAAUCUUACAGGCACUGUAGAUGCUAAACCAGCAGUGUGGCUUGUUUACCAAAACGAGGACCACACUGUUGACUACACGUUCGACUGUUCAUCCAACGAUACAGCCCUGAUCUCGGUAUUUGACGAAGAAGAGGAAGUUCGAAAUCUGCUCAGUCCCUACGACACCAUAACUCUCAAGCGCGGUCCCAAANAGCUUGGGAUCGACGGCUCGGAGAAAUUCAAUGGCUGUCUUGAUAAGCUCACCUUGAACGCAUGGGAUUUCAGAAUAUACGUUCGCAAAGCAGAUUGGAUCGAGCCCGCGCCAACAUUGACGAGGUUCAACCCUGGUCAUGAUGCGCGAAUUCUGUCUAAAGUCAACCCUGGCGAGAAAGAGUCUGUUGAUGUUGAGUUACAGUUCUCUCAAGAGAUGGACUGUGACUCCAUCACAAAGAACAUCGUAGUUACCUCGACCACAGCGGACAAAAGCAGCCCUGGCAUCGAUACCAAAAGUGUCGUCUGCAGCAAGAUACAGGAUUCUAACCCUCCGCCUUACGUGGGAGCCAUUACUUCGGCAUGGAGCUGGAAGGCUACCCUGACCGACGUAUCCCAUGGUGUGCACAGUCUGACUGUUCAGAAUGCUUCGACGACCGGCGGUGUGUCUACUGGAUCUACGGACCAUGUGUUCUUCCGUAUUGGACAAGCCGAAAAUCCUAUCGUCUUUCCUCGUACUGCCAACUACAGCAGCAACGUACUCUCUAAAGGUUCUGACGGGGCUUUACUUGUAUCGCACCAAGCUGCAGGAGCUGAUAAGUGGCGUUACUCGACCAACUGGGGAUCCACCUGGAGUGACUGGCAAAACUAUGAUGGCACCAACUCGACCGUAAAGAAACAACCCUGGUCUGGUACGAAGGGUCAAAAGUGGACCGGCGACCACAUCGUACUGCAAUACUGGAACCGUGUGAUUGGAAGCAGCACCCACAUCCAGCACGCUGAUGCAGACCAGAAGCAAACGCCUCGGCGGUUCCCUCAUCUCUUUGCCAACGGCGACUUCAACCAGUUCGGGUUCGAUGGUGGCCUGAAGAACGCUUUCGAGAUGACCGACGAUGCGUGGAACUUCCACCUCAUGACCGAGUGGCCUCAUCAAGUCCAGGCCAAUGUGUGGGGCAUGAAUCCCGACGGUCAACCGGAUCAGUCCUUCAUUUAUGGUGACAUUGACAAUGAUACUGUUCUCGACCGAUUGCCGCCUGACGCUUUGAGUCCUGCCCUUCUAAACAUCACCGAUUUCCCUCCCAGUCCCUACCUGGCGUAUAAAAUCAGUAUCGAUGACGCUACUUUUAAGUACAAAUUUAUACCUACCGGCAGUAGAUUGGUACAAGUUCUUGUCUUCGCUCUUCUCUGGUCUCUUCCUGUCUUGGCUGGCGCUAUCAGUAUCUGGACUUACAUGGGCGCUUUCUACGGUGUCAAGUUCAACAAAAUCGGACUCUCUAUGCCUAAGGGUAUGCCAUCGUUCUGGAAGCGCCACAAGUUCAGCAAGUUGGCCGACGACGAUGUUGAGGAAGUUGGCCAUCGCAUGAAGCCACUGUUUUUGGGAAAGUCCCACCAACGAUAUGACUCUGCCGCAUCAGGUAUCUCCCUUGCUGCUAAAAAGGACAAGAGACGUAAAGUCAUCAUCGCCACAAUGGAAUAUGACAUCGAGGACUGGGGUAUCAAGGUUAAAAUCNGGGUUAUUCCAUGUGUUGGCGGCAUCGAAUUCCCAAUUGACCAGAUUGCUGAGCCCAUGAUCGUAACAAUUCUUGGAAACCCAUACGAGAUCCAAGUGCAGUAUCAUCAGCUCAACAACAUUACUUAUGUCCUACUAGAUGCACCGGUAUUCAGAAAACAGACAAAAACAGAACCAUACCCGCCACGCAUGGACGAUCUGGAUUCCGCCAUCUAUUACAGUGCAUGGAACGCGUGUAUUGCUGAAGCGAUCAAGAGAUUUGAGCCAGAUAUCUACCACAUCAAUCCACUGACAUACUAUAGGCUCCACAACGCCGAAUUCCAAGGGCUGUGGCCUAUGCGCACAGAUCAAGAAUCAGACGAAGUAUCGCGUGUCUACAACCUGGAUAAAGACACUAUUCAAAAGUACGUGCAGUUCGGUGAGGUUUUCAACCUACUGCACGCCGGUGUAAGUUACCUGAGGGUUCAUCAGAAGGGCUUCGGCGCCGUUGGUGUGUCUAACAAAUACGGUGCUCGAUCUUUCGCUCGCUACCCUAUCUUCUGGGGGCUCAAGGAGAUUGGCAAGCUCCCAAAUCCUGAUCCAUCUGACACAGCUCCCUGGAGUCGUGAAGAAGAAGCGAACCAAGUCAUCACAGUGGACCCAGCAUAUGAAGCCUCACGAGGCGACCUACGCAGACAAGCCCAAGAAUGGGCUGGCCUUGAGGUUGACCCUACCGCCGAACUCUUUGUAUUCGUCGGACGAUGGAGCAACCAGAAGGGUGUAGACUUGAUCGCCGACGUCUUUCCCAACAUCCUCGAGAAGCAUAAAAACGUCCAACUCAUCUGCGUUGGACCUGUCAUUGACAUGUAUGGCAAAUUUGCAGCGCUUAAACUUGGCGUUAUGAUGAAGAAGUACCCAAAGCGCGUUUACUCGAAACCGGAGUUCACUGCGUUGCCUCCAUNUCAUUUUCUCUGGUGCGGAGUUCGCAUUGAUUCCCAGCCUUUCGGAUUAGUCGCUGUCGAAUUUGGCCGCAAGGGUGCUCUUGGUGUUGGUGCUAGGGUCGGUGGUCUUGGCCAGAUGCCAGGCUGGUGGUUCACUGUGGAGUCGACGACCACAGCUCAUUUGAUGCAUCAGUUCAAGUCCGCGAUCGAAGAUGCUCUGGCAGCAAAUACAGAGGUGCGAGCGAUGAUGCGUGCCAGAUCGGCCAAGCAAAGGUUCCCUGUUCAGAAGUGGGUGGAAGACCUCAACACACUUCAGAGCACAGCCAUUCGCAUCCAUCAGCGCGAGGCGAACUAUGGAUUACAACCAGCUAGAAGGUCAGUCUCAAACUUCGGCAACGAUUCGAGGGUUUCUCUAGCUCCAUCGAGAGAUGCCAGCCCGAGUGCCAGUUCGGUCUACGAGACUCAACCACGUACAAGUUCGUCGCCCUCCAACUUGAAUCGUACCCUGUCCCUAGGAUCAAGAGCUGGACCCGGUCACCAUGGCAGACCUCCUCGCGUGCAGAUCACAGAUGCCGAGAUCUCUGAGGCUGAAGAAGACCCAUUCGGCAGCGAGUACAGCGUAAAUGCAGAAGAGGAAACCAUCACGCGCGAAGAGGCCGAUACCUUUACGAGAGAAUCGGACCGGACAGAUGCCCUUGAACGACUCGAGGGCAGAAGUAGAGGCAUGUCUUUGAGUGCACCACGGCCUGCACUUGUGUCAGGAAAUCGUUCGAGGUCACCGAGCCCAGACCCAAGAGACCUGCAGCGAGGCAGGAGUCGAAAUCGAGGCUCCGGGCCAUAUCUAUCUGUCCAGACUGGAGAAGGAACAAACAGAAGGGCAGGCGCCGAUAGCCUUCUUCCGACAGCCGAACCACGCGAUCGCUCAAGUUCUCGCCUCAGCAACUCUUCGAGGUUGAGCAUGUCUUCGCAACUCGACUUAACGUUGGUUAUUGGUGGUAAGAAAGAUUACAACUUGCAGAAGAUCGAACUUGACUUUGACGACAAGACCGGCGAAUACUACCGCGCUUUUGAGACGAUGUUGGACAAGCUCAAUGGCAAGACGUCCGAAAAAGAUCUCUGCAUUGAAGAGUAUCUUGUGGAGAGUGAAAAAGCUUGGUUCAAGAAGUAUCGCGAUGCUAAAUUAGGUAGAUCGCGCGAACGUGGAUCAACUGCCAAUCUUCACGGCACCCCUCGGUUGGUUUCGCGUGGUUCUCGAGGAUCUUCUGUCGACGCUGACGAACGCAUGAGUGAUGGGGAAGGCUCGAUGGAGGACUUCUUGCUUGGAGACAACUACCAGCGACCCUCCCUCGUCAAACGCUGGAUGCUUACCCGACUUGGCGAUUGGCCCUUCUAUUCGUUCUUACUCGCUCUCGGACAGAUUAUGGCUGCGAACAGUUACCAAAUCACGCUGCUUACAGGUGGAGAGGACCCUAAGCCAUCGAUGAUUUACACGAUUGGCGGCAUCUACAUCGCAGCUUCCGUUGUCUGGUGGCUUCUCUUCCGUACGAUGAAGGCUCGAUUCGUCCUCUCGGUACCUUUCGUUAUGUAUGGCAUGGCAUUCCUGUUCGUCGGAAUGGCUCCAUUCCUUCCAAAGGGUGCUGGCAGAGAUUGGAUGCGUAACGUGGCAGACGGUGUCUAUGCAGCUGCUUCGGCCAGUGGAAGUCUGUACUUUGCACUCAACUUUGGAGAUGAGGGUGGCUCACCAAUUUCGUCAUGGGUUUACCGCGCCUGCCUCAUCCAAGGCACUCAACAGCUCUACAUCACCGGUUUAUUCUACUGGGGACGUACGAUCACCCAUGCCACGCCAAAGCAGAAAACCGAGAGCGACACGCUUUCCUCUUCGCCUAUCAUGGCUGCUAUCACCCUUCCAAUUGCAGGUCUCCUAUGGUUGAUCGCGCUCACCUUGUUCACGAGUUUGCCAGCCUACUACCAACAGCGUCCUGGAAAGAUUCCAAGCUUCUAUAAGACUCUUGCUCGUCGCAAACUGAUAUCCUGGUUCUUCGUCGCGGUGAUUCUACAAAACUACUUCCUCUCGCCGCAGUACGGUCGCUCUUGGCAAUAUCUCUGGAGUUCCAACUAUGCUCCUGUGUGGGUGGUAGCAAUCUUGGUUCUCAUCUUCUUCAUCAUUGUCUGGUCUUUGAUGCUGUAUGUCUUCAGCAGACUCAGCAAAAGCCACAGCUGGAUUUUACCAAUCUUCGCAAUCGGUCUCCUCGCUCCCCGCUGGGCACAACAGUGGUGGGGUACCUCUGGCUUCGGACUCUGGUUGCCAUGGAUGCCUGGUGGUCCUGAAGGAGGUGCAAUAGCUGGCAGGGCUCUCUGGCUCUGGUUAGGCGUUUUGGAUGCCGUGCAGGGUGUUGGCUUCGGCAUGAUGCUGUUGCAGACUCUCACACGUAUCCAUAUUGGUGUCACGCUGAUCUCAGCACAAGUGCUGGGUACAACGGUCACACUCAUUGCAAAGGCGACCGCGCCAAACAGAAAUGGUCCUGGAGAUGUGUUCCCUGAUUUGAGCGCUGGUGUGAUAGACGCGAUCAGUAAGCCUUGGUUCUGGAUUGCACUAGCUUGUCAGCUUGUUAUUCCGAUUGGUUUCUUCAGUUUCUUCCGAAAGGAGCAACUCUCGAAGCCUUGA